Molecule: messenger RNA, 1496 nt
Organism: Gadus macrocephalus (Pacific cod)
Lineage: Eukaryota; Metazoa; Chordata; Actinopteri; Gadiformes; Gadidae
Gene: vstm4a
Product: V-set and transmembrane domain containing 4a
Exons: 2
Coding region: 155-778 (207 amino acids)
Source: RefSeq, a predicted model, not a curated record
ACUGUUUCAUAUUACACAGGGAAGAGGAGAAAGAGAGAAAAGUAGCGGCUGACUGCUGGUAGGCUGUGUAUAGCCCCAGUUUGUGUUUGGACCGGGGUUGAUCGUGUACGUGAUGUACAGGCGUCCGGGUUUAUGGAUCCACUGACGGAGGACAAUGUACUUCUCUUUAGUGGCCCUUGUCCUGACUAAGGCUCUACUCACAGAGGUGUGCGACGCGCUCAACGUGACGGUGGUCCCCGGGCCCGUCGCCAUGGUGACGGAGAGAGACAACCUCACGCUGUCCUGCCUGGUCUCCCAGCGGAAGAGGGCCAGCGGCGUCCUGGUGCUGCGAUGGUUCUUCUCCCCCGCCGGCGCCGUCCCCCCCCCCUCCUCCUCGUCGCCAUCACCUCCUCCCCCUCCUCCCCCCUCCCCCCAGCCCUCCCCCUCCUCCUCCCCCUCCUCCGAGGUGCUGAUCGUGCGGAUGGGCAUCAAGAAGAUGAAGCAGUACGGGAACUACUCCCGCCGCUUCCCGCAGCCCAAGUUCCUCCUGCAGGAGGAGCCGGCGGGGGGGGAGGUGUUCCGGCUGCUCAUCCUCAACGUGACGGCGGGCGACCGCGGCGUCUACAGCUGCAGGGUGCAGGAGAUACGGAGGCACAGGAACAUCUGGAGGGCCUCGUCCAACGGCACCGGCAGCACCACCCUGGCAGGUACGGGCGACGUCGCGCCGCGUUGUUGUCCUGUAAGCGUCUCCGGACGGCCGCCCAGGGGUCGGGCUCAACGAGGGGAGGACGGUCGGUGAUUGGCUACCGUCCCGGUGUGUGUGUGUGUGUGUGUGUGUGUGUGUGUGUGUGUGUGGGGGGGGGGGGAGUGAGUGAACACAGGGCGGGGUUGUAGCGAGGAGGUCAGGAGGACACACUUGUGCUUCCUCCUGGACAGCGAUCCCCGUGCCAGCAGUUACAUAACCCCCAGAUGAAGCGCGUAUAAAAAGCCUUUGAAGGAUGGACGCAGGUUUUUAUCGGCUUUCCCCCUCGGCAGAAGCCAUGCUGAACGACUGGCCCGGCCGGUCGUUCAGCAUGGCUUCUGCCGAGGGGGAAAGCCGAGUUCUCUGGUGUUGCUUCAUUUCUGUUUGGAAACUCCCAGAGAACAGCUCUACGCAGCGAGGGAACCGAGCCACGGCUUCAGUUGUCAUCUGGCAGUGUGAAUGUAGAGGAGUCGCCCAGCCAGGCAAAACUAAUAGAAAUGUCUACCACGUAUCCCCCCCCCCCCCCCCCCUCCCAUCCCUAGCCUUUGCAACAAAUGCUGCUGGUCUGCGCUUCAGACCGUUCCAGAUCUCCUGGCAUUUCCAUCUCAAAACAAUGAGCUCACUCAGCCAAGCCACACUCAACAAUAUCACCCUGUGUGUGUGUGUGUCUGUGUGUGUGUCAGCGUGUGUGUGUCUGUGUGUGUGUCUGUGUGGGUGUCUGUCUGUCUCUGUGUGUGUGUGUGUGUGUGUGUGUGUGUGUGUGUGUGUGUGUGUG